Messenger RNA from Coniosporium apollinis CBS 100218, 660 nucleotides. RefSeq lists its product as uncharacterized. The record is from RefSeq and is a predicted model, not a curated record. The transcript is spliced from 3 exons. Bases 1 to 660 code for a protein of 219 amino acids. Lineage: Eukaryota; Fungi; Ascomycota; Dothideomycetes.
AUGUCUAACAGCGCGACUGCCGCUCAGCAUGACGAAGUCAUGGCUACGCUCCGUCUCAUUCAAGCGACUCAGAAGGAUAUCUUAGAGCGUGUCGAACGCGCCGAGCACGGUCCUGCAGGAGGACCUAACUUGACUGCUCGAGAUGACUUGGAAGCUCAAGAGUCGCGAUCUCAGGAGUUGCGACCUGAAGAACCGCGGCGUCAAGAACCGCGGCCCAGCGAAGCUAUCCAAGAACGCCCUCAGUCCGAAGUGGAAGGACGAGAGAAAGAAGACACUCUGACCGCGCCCGAGUCUCCGGUUCGCAAACGUCCCCGAUUAAUGACCUAUCUGGAGGUCGCAGUCCAGUACAAAUUCGCCUACAUCUCUGACGCUCUGAUGCAAAUCAGGCUUGAGAGCAAUGGAGCUCAAUGCUCGAUUUGCAAGAGCCGGGUCACAGAGGAUUGCUUCUUCAGUCAACAUGUCGCCUGGUGUCUCUACCACAAACACUCUGCCGUACCCGCGUUGGCGAAUCUGGUUGAGCCCACUACUAGGUGCCUACACAAGGAGUCCGGCUAUAAAUGCCAGGUGGUCCAAUGCGAUUUGACGCGGGAUGAAUACGAUGAGAAAGUUGGGAACAUGGAACGGGUCGCCGGCGUCGGAGACGGUAUGCGGGUGGCAUGA